AUGCCAUAUCCAGCGUUGCAUCUAUCACAAUAUUCAAAAUUUAAGUCGAGUCUAGGCAUUUCUCCUGUAAAACAGUAUUUAAACCACCAAAAGGGAAUAUUGUCAUUACUGCAUAACUGUGUAAAUUUUAAUAAUAGAAGGGGAUUGGCCCAAUUAUCAUUGACUAGCGAGCUGUUCAAAGAACCAGGUUUUAAUAAUUUGACAUGUAUGACAUUUAAUUCCAAUACCAAUAAUGAUUUAGUUAUAGCAGGGGAUUCUUUAUUCAAAGUAGAUCUAUUGAAGCCAAACAUGACAACUUCAUUCAAUCAUUCGGGAAAAGUUUCCAUGAUUGAUAAUACAUUGAAAUACCUUACUCUUGGUAAAUCUAAUGGUGAAAUUGAAAUAUUCGAUCCAGUGAGUAAUCAAACAGUUAAAUCGUUUUACGGCCAUAAUGGGUUGCUCUCAGAUAUAGACGUACAAGGAAACUAUGUGGCAUCUUGUGGUUACUCAUUACGCCCAAGACGAAACCAAGCGUCUCAAAGUAGUUAUAUGAUUGAUCCUUUGGUAAACAUUUAUGAUUUGAGAAUGAUGAGAUCUUUGCCUCCAAUUCCAUUUCCAGCUGGGGCAUCAUUUGUCAGAUUUCAUCCUAAGCUACCAAAUAUUAUGAUAAUUGCGUCUAGUUUGGGUCAGUUACAAUUUGUUGACAUCUAUGAUCAGCUGAAUGUUUACUUAUAUCAAGCAGAUUUGAGUAAUGUAAACGCGUCAACACCGACAACUUCUUCAAACACAUAUUUGGCGAAUCUUGAAAUCAGUGGGAAUGGUGACUUUAUUACUUUCAGUGAUGGGUUUCAAAACUUACAUUUAUGGUCGUUUAAAAAUAAUAAUAGCAAGAAUUUUAUAAACUUUCCAAGUUAUUUAGAACAGCCAGAUUUUGUUCAACCAUUUCAACAAAACCAUAUUGAUGUAGAUGACGUGGUUCCACUAUCAUCGAUUGGUAUGCCUUAUUACAAAGAUCUAUUACUUUCAAAUUAUGCAUCAGACUUACACUUUACGAAGGAGUUACUGAAAUUGCCCACACACUUGGAUCCAGAGUUAUUGCAGAGUCAGUAUUCACAAAUUCUUCCAUAUAAUAGUUUAAAAUAUGGUAAAAGAAAUCUACAUAAAUUUUAUGUACCAUUGAAAACUAAUAUGCAAACAAAACAAAAAUUAUUCCCAAAGUUUAUCAGUGAAAAAAAUGGACAUGAGUCAGUAUUUGAUAAUGAGAACAGCAAUAUUUUUGAAUAUAAAUCACUGAAUAAGUUUGAGGUGCCUAAGUGUUAUUCAAGUUUGAAAAUUCAGUACUCUAAAUUUGGGGUGGAAGAUUUUGAUUUUAGUUUCUAUAAUAGAACAAAAUAUAGUGGAUUAGAAAAUCACUUAGAUAAUUCUUAUAUCAAUUCAUUGUUGCAAUUAUAUAAAUACAGCUCAAUUUUCCAGAAUUUUAUUAUCAAACAUUUGCUAAAGGAAUGGCUACCAAAUGACUUGACAACUAUUAUCCAAAAGGGCAACCCACAGGGUUCUUCGAUUUUAAACGAAUUAGGCUAUAUUUUUGAUAUGAUGAAUAAAUCUCAAGGAAAAAAUUGCAAGACCUCUAAUUUCUCAAGUGUUUUGAGUCAAAAUCAGGUAGCUCAAAUGCAAGAAUUAAUCAAUAAAGAUGAUUGCAAAAACUUGAAUGCAUUUGAAAUAAGAGCUAUAAUCAGCAAGUUUAAUAAAUUUUUAUUAUCUACGUGCAAUAAUGAUUUAUUGAACCAAUUUAACACAUCGUUAAAUGAAAUUACGAACAUAAACUACGAGAUUGAAAUUAAGAGUAAUGGUUGUAAUAUAAACAAUGUUAAUUACAACAGUCAGUUAACAGUUGAUCUCAUGAGUCCUCCAGUUAAUAAAUUAAGCAUUCUAAUCUCCGCAAACUCAACUUCAGCAACAAAGAAAAAUUUGAAUAUUUUAAAUUACCUCGACUAUUCGAUGAAUCAAUUUAAAACAAUGAAGUGUCAACAGUGUAAUAAUUCAUUUCCGCAUCUUUUAGAAAUGAGACAAUCUUUGGUUCAGUUACCACCUGUUCUUCUGAUAAAUGUUAACUUCACUGGUCAAGAAUUUAAUAUAAUCCCAAACUUUCCUAAUUGGCUCGUUCCUGAAUUUUAUACUUAUGAAAUGAAUAACAAAGUUAAUUUCAAAUUACAAAGUAAUGAUAAUCUUUCAAAUAAGUAUGAGUUAUUGGGUUAUGUCUGUGAAAUAAACCAGGGUUCGGAAUUUUUAAAAGGUGAACAUAACCUAGUCUCAUAUAUCAAAAUAGAAGGUCAAUGGUAUUUAUUUAAUGAUUUCUUAGUAAUGCCAAUUCCCGAGUCUGAAGUGUUUGACUUAUCUUAUAAUUGGAAAAAGCCAAUUAUAAUUAUGUAUCAGUUGGCAAAAAGCGUGGAGUUGGAGACUUUUAAACAGGAAUCUUUUGCUCAAUUGCUGGAUUUGAAUGACUCAAUUUUGUAUCGUGAUCAUUUCGCUGGUGGAAUCAGGGAUUCAAUUAAACGAGAAUAUGAAUUGUUGACGAAAGAUGAAGCACCCAGUGCAGGUACAUUAAUAGCAAUUGAUGCAGAGUUUGUGACUCUAAAUCCGGAAGAACUAGAAGUUCAUUAUGGUGGUGUCAGGAAUCUAAUUAAACCUAGAAAUCUUUCUCUUGCCAGAAUUUCUGUACUUAGGGGUGAUAAUGGACCCAAACAAGGUGUUCCAUUUAUUGAUGAUUAUAUUAUUCAUACUUGCUUUAUCGACGAUUAUUUGACAAGCUUUUCUGGUAUUGAGCCAGGUGAUUUAGAUCCAUCGACUUCUAAUAAAACUUUGACAACGUUGCAGACUUCUUAUAGGAAAUUAUGGCUUCUAUUGAACCUAGGAUGUAUAUUUGUUGGACAUGGUUUACAGAAUGAUUUUAGGUGUAUUAAUUUGCAUGUUCCUAAGAAUCAAAUUAGAGACACAGCCGAAUUUUUUUAUCUACCCGAGUUCAAACGUAAACUAAGCUUGAAGUUUUUGGCUUAUAUUUUAUUAAAAGAAAAGGUUCAGACUGGUAACCAUGAUUCUAUCGAAGAUGCCAAUACAGCUUUAUUAUUAUAUAAAAAAUACCUCGAGCUCACUGCAAUUGGUGAUUUUGAAUCUACCUUACACAGAAUAUAUAUGGAUGGUCAACAAUUGAGAUUUAAAGUACCAGAUUCAUAG
Debaryomyces fabryi is the source of this 3210-nucleotide messenger RNA. RefSeq names its product poly(A)-specific ribonuclease. The record is from RefSeq and is a predicted model, not a curated record. NCBI's taxonomy places the organism in Eukaryota, Fungi, Ascomycota, Pichiomycetes, Serinales, Debaryomycetaceae. The transcript has a single exon. Gene Ontology annotation, biological process: nuclear-transcribed mRNA poly(A) tail shortening; mRNA processing. Gene Ontology annotation, molecular function: nucleic acid binding; protein binding; poly(A)-specific ribonuclease activity. Bases 1 to 3210 code for a protein of 1069 amino acids. Gene Ontology annotation, cellular component: P-body; PAN complex.